AUGGUGGAGGAAGGCGACAGUGAUGGAGAGAGGUUGGCGGAGGGACGCGAGUUCGGCUGUGACGCGACGAUAGCGGAGGGACGCAAGUCUGACUGUGACGCGACAGCAGGAAGGCGACAUUGCAGCCAUGACGAGAUAAUUGGAUGCACAGAGGUAAUCGAAGAAAAUAAUGUUGUUGAUGAGUUGGCUAAUUGUGGUUGGAAGCCGAAAUUGGGCAUGUCAUUUGACUCUGAACAAGCUGUAUAUGAUUUUUAUAAUACCUAUAGCGGAAAGGUGGGCUUUAGUAUUAGGAAGCUAUAUGUACACAAGAACAAACAUACUAAGGAAAUAACUUCACGGACUCUUGUAUGUUACAAAGAGGGAACUCGGGGUAUUGACAAGAGAGAUCCACUAGUAAAAUUUCCGAGACAAGAGGUGAGGUGUGGUUGUGGUGCUCGACUUAGUUUCAAGUUAGAUAGAAAUUUAGGAAAAUAUGUUGCCAUUGAUUUUGUUGAACAUCAUAAUCAUGAUCUUGUGCCUCAAGAGUGCAUUCAUAUGUUGCCAUUCCAAAGAAAAAUAUCUACCACCCAAGCAAUUGAAGUAGAAUUGGCUUCAGAAUCUGAAAUUCCUCUUAGGUCUGCUUAUGAGCUAUUUGGUAGGGAAUCUGGUAGAAGAUCAUCACUUGGCUUCACCAAAUUGGACCAAAAAAAUUACUUGAGAUCGAAGAGGCAAAAAGAUUUGGAAUAUGGAGAAGCGGGUAGUGUGUUGCAAUACUUUCAUAAGAAAACUUUGGAAAAUCCAUCAUUUUAUUAUGCAGUCCAAUUAGAUUAUGAAGAGCAAAUAAGUAACAUAUUUUGGGCCGAUGCACAAAUGAUAAUGGACUAUGCUCAAUUUGGUGAUGUGGUGACCUUUGACACUACUUACAAAUUAAAUAACGAACAUAGACCUUUUGGAACAUUUGUUGGAUUUAAUCAUCAUCGAGAAACAGUUAUAUUCGGUGCAGCGUUGAUGUAUGAUGAGACUGCCGAAUCAUUCACAUGGUUGUUUCAGAUUUUUUUGAAGCAUGUGAGUUCCCUCUUUGAAGAUGUUGGGGUGAAGGGUGUGUUUUCAAAAUUUAUGCAUCAAAUUGAUGAUGAUGAAGAAUUCAAAGUACAAUGGGACCAAAUGCUUGAUAGAUAUGAUGCACACAACAAUCAUUGGUUGGAGCAAACUUUUGGUGUGAAUGAGAAAUGGGGAUGGCCAUAUAUUAUGAAUUCUUGGGCAGCUGGAAUGAGUACUACUCAACUAAGUGAAUCAUUCAAUGCAUUUUUGAAGGAUUAUCUCAAUUGUGAUCAUAACUUGAUGGAAUUUUUCAAGCAUUUUGAGAGGGUGCUCUAUGACAAAAGGUAUAAAGAAUUGGAAGCCGAGUAUAAUUUGUGUCAAAAAUUGCCAAGGGUUUCCAUUCCAACUGUGAUGUUAAAGCAAAUGGCAGAUAUUUACACCAAAAUAAUUUUUGAGGAAUUCCAAAAUGAGUACAUACAGUCCAUUGAAGCGUCCAUUGUAGGCACUAUUCAUGAUGGUGAGAGUACCAUAUUCACAAUUCAAACGGAUGUAGAUGAAAAAAAAGAUAAGAAUGUGACAAUGGAUAGAGAUGGUUUUUUGAGUUGUAGUUGCAAGAAGUUUGAAGUGAAGGGCAUAGUGUGUCAACAUUGUUUAAAGGUACUUAAAGAGAUAAUCAAUGCAAAGGACCUUUCUGCACAAUACAUACUCAAACGAUGGACUAAAAAAGCAAGGACUGAAAGUGUGAAAGAUAGGCGUGGGUAUGAUGUCAAGGCUGAUGUGAAACUACAUCAAAGCGACCGAUAUAGGUCAUUGAUGAAUAUGUUUAGAGCAAUAGCAAGUAGAGCCGUCGAAAGUGAAGAAACUUAUCAUUUGUUACUUACAAAAGGUGAAGAAAGGUACUUAAAGAGAUAA
Camellia sinensis is the source of this 1932-nucleotide messenger RNA. The record is from RefSeq and is a predicted model, not a curated record. NCBI's taxonomy places the organism in Eukaryota, Viridiplantae, Streptophyta, Magnoliopsida, Ericales, Theaceae.